CAAUAAAAUUUGUGAAUGGAAGUUGUUGGGUGGGGAAUUAAGAAAGUAUUUAACUAAAAGAAAUAUUUGACUAUCGUUAGUUGCUAGGAAGAUUUCCUUUAAAAGGGAUUUCUGUUUCUAAAAUUUGAUUAAAUUUGUAUGCUCCAUUUUCGGCAAAAUCUUCGGCCAUUGAUGAAUACGAUAUUCGUGAGACCUGUCUGUACGCUGUCGUCGUCGUCGUAGUUGUGCUCUGUCGUGAGAUUGGUCUUUUCCACGGACGGGCGAUUGAGAAAGGAUUUUCAUUCUAGUCAAGUUCAGUUUGGGAGCGGAGUGCUGUGCCAUUUUUUUCACAGUGAAUUGAAACCAAAUUUUAACAAGUUUACUUGUGAAAUCGUUGGAUGACAUUACACUAAACGGAUUAGCUAAUAUUAACAUCAGUGCGAUUACAACUGUAUUUAAAGUGAAACAAACUAGCGAUAAAAGGUGGUGAAAAAUUCAAGUGUCACGCGGUGAAAACUAAAACUCCAAUUUACGAAUCCUCAAGCCGGCACACUGUCUUUCGCAAACUUCAAAACUAGCUUUACCAGCAAUGUUAAUUUCUUGAAGCGACGUGAUUUUUUACCUGGUAGAUUCAGCUCGGGAGACUUGUCUUCCGAGUGUGAGGAUGUCGAUCCAAAAGAUUUACCGCCAGCAGCAAGACCUCAGCCUCCCCUACAGCAGCAACCAAUGCCGGGUGGUCCGCCCAACAUUCCGCCCCCGCCAGCACCGGGCACUGCCGGAUCGGCGGUGUCGCCGGGACCAGUUCCAGGAUCUGCCCCACCAACGGGUGGGCCCGAGCUGUCGCUAAGCUUUGGCAAAGGACCCCAACGCGGAACCAGUGCACCGUCAAGUCCGGCCAAGUCGCGGGAAAGCCUGCUGCAGCGCGUACAAAGCCUGACCGGAGCCGCCCGUGACCAGGGGGCGUCCAUAAUCGGCGCGGCCGUCUCAACUGCAGCACGUGUGCAACCCUUUAACAAGGACAAGUGCUUCACGCUGCUCGUGUUGGACGACCAGAACACCGACUGGUCCAAGUACUUCCGUGGAAAGCGUCUCCACGGUGACUACGACAUCCGAGUCGAACAGGCAGAGUUCCGUGAAAUAUCGCUCACGGCGAACGCGGACGCGGGCCCACUGGUUUCAUUCAACAGGGGCAGCUCCAAGCAGCCAAAGUCGUUCCGGCCGGACUUUAUCCUGGUGCGUCAAGCACCGCGUGAUGGUGCCAAGGAUUACCGAUCAACACUGCUUGGUUUGAAAUAUGGUGGAGUUCCCAGCAUCAACUCGCUGCAUUCGCUGUACCAAUUUCAGGAUAAACCAUGGGUGUUCGCCCACUUGCUCCAACUCCAGCGUCGUUUGGGUAGAGAAGCAUUCCCACUUGUCGAGCAGACAUUUUUCCCGAAUCCUCGAGAAAUGCUCGCCUGGCAACGUUUCCCGUGUGUGCUGAAGGCCGGCCAUUGUCACGGUGGAAAAGCAACGGCCAAGCUGGACAGCCCGGGUGCGCUGCAAGACGCCGCUGGUCUCUUGUGCGGAACCGGACUCUCCGAGAGUACCUCAUACUGCAGCCUCGAGCCGUACAUCGAUGCAAAGUUCGACGUGCACAUCCAGAAGAUCGGCGGGAAUUACAAGGCGUUUAUGAGAAAAUCCAUCUCCGGAAACUGGAAAACAAAUCAAGGUUCAGCAAUGCUCGAACAGAUUCCUAUGACAGAAAAAUAUAAGUCUUGGAUCGAUGAGGUUUCGGAGCUGUUCGGAAGCAUGGAGGUUUGCGGAAUAGCCGUAAUCGUAUCAAAAGAAGGCAAAGAGUUCAUAAUUAGUGCAUCCGACUCCACCUUCCCUCUAAUGGGAGACACACAGGAAGAGGAUCGCCGCCAAAUUGCCGAUCUGGUCGUAGGACGCAUGCAGAACGUUUGCCGCCCGUCAAUGCUAACAAAGGCAACUUCGCGUACAUCGAUCUCGUCACGUGGUGGUAGUCCCACCGAAGAGAACCCUCCGGUCCCGAUCGGAAGCCGGCCGGCACCGGUUGGCGGUGGCCCUCCGCCGAUUCCGGAACGCACAACGCCGGGCGUCGGUUCCAUUGGUCGUCAUGGUAGCAUUAGCAGCCAGUCGGGAGAACCGCCCGAGCAACCGAUGGAUAAGGCCCCAACUCUCAACAGCGUAGGACGUCGUGAUUCGCAAGCUUCUCAAUCGAGCUCCAUCUCGGGUGUUUCAUCAGCCUCGGCGGCCCGCUCGAAUGCCAGCAAAGUCGGCCCUGGACCUGGCCAAGGGGCACUGGGAAAUGUUGACGAAGCCGAGGAUACGAUGAAGAAUCUGCGCAAAACGUUUGCGGGCAUAUUUGGUGAUAUGUAGGAUUUAGCGAAAAAGAAGAAACCACAGCGUGGAGGUGAAAGCACAUCCGGCAGCGCCACCGGGAGCAUCCUGAGCACCCGUGAGAAUUCUAUCGAUAGUGUAAUUGCGCGCCCCAUGACUGCUGCUGCCAACCCGGUUGCGGCGACAGCACCGGAUAGCAAGGAUGCUCUGUGCAAUGGUGUUGCUGCCGGAUCAACCGGUGCUGCCAGUGGCAGUGUAAAUAACAUCAACUAUACUACUACCAGUAGAGUAGAUAGCGUUUCUUCUUUUGAUAAAAAUUCCACGUUAAAUAAUCAUUCCUCUGCGCUGGUAACGACGUCCAACGUCCGAGAGGUACCAUCUACAACUCAAGAGACAAAACGAACACCGUAUGACUCGGUGGCCACAAACGACAGGAUCAACCUAUUUGACAAGGAUAAAGUAACAGCAGUAACAACCGGCGUUACAUUUUCGUCCACGUCUACAAUAAUUUCCAGCGAUACCGGGGCGCUGAAGAAUGGCAUCAAUCCAGAAGGAUUUUCUUCAAUAUCUAGCCGGACACUGACAUCCACAACAUCAGCAGCAUCUUCCUCUUAUACCACUUCUUCUAGCAUAAUCACUAGCGAUAAGGGAGACGAUAACGUGAAAGAUCGUUACAACAUACAGCAAGGUAUUAGGGAUCAAUCACAAACUGGUCGUUUCGGAACGCAGCCAAGUAGUGUCGUCAGCAAUGCUACCGUUUCGUCAGCCAAUGCUUCCGGUUCCAGCGAAGCUAAAAAACAGGAAUUCGGUCGAACUAAGCGAUCCUCCUCAGAUGCAGAGUUAAUAUUUGGUGCAAAAGGUCCAGACUUUUACAAACCCCGUUUCAGUACUACUGGGUUGGAUUUUAAGACAAGUAACGAUUCCAUUUCCGAUGCUGAACUGAUUUUCGGCACCAGUGCCGUAAGCGGACCUCCGUCUGCUACCGCUACUUCCGCUUCAUCAACGUUCAAUCGACAUUCGUAUGGAAACCGGGACAGUUCCAGCUUUACCAACAGUGUCUCGGAUUCGGACCACACUUUUGGCAAAAAGGAAGAACGUAACGUGUUCAGCAAGAGCCUCUCAGUUUCUUCGGAGAAAUCCGACUCCUCUUCUAUAACUGAUCGAUUCCGGGCUGCUCCCAAGGCUUACGAGCCCCCAAAAAUUGCUUCUUCCUCUCCCUCCAUAAGCAGCAGUUCAGCAGGAAGCAAAACGUGGAGCAACAAAUAUGAUGAAGACGAAUUUGACCUCAAGUAAACUGUGACUUGGGACGGGUAGCAAUACCCAGUGUAGUAGGUUAGUCCAUAAUUUAUUGGGUAUGUUAAUCAAAUUGUGUCUCCUGGUUGAUUUGUGCGUGCACUGCUUCUAUUAAAAAAAACACUUAUUUAUCUUUCCUAUCUUACUCACUAUUAACCCACUUUGCACGUACUAAAGUGCAACAAUCUUAUGUCACCAAACCUACACAAAUCAUUGAGCAAAAAAAAAAACAUUCACAUUCAAAUAAAGUAAACGUUAAACAUGUUGUUGAAAAUAGUAUUAGAUGUACCGAAAAUCAAUCUUAUUAUAUUAACGCUAAACCAAUACUUUAUCGUGUAGACAGAUCUAUAAGAAGCAAACUACAGAAAUUAGCCUCUGAUGUUUCCUGGUUUCAUAGUUUUACAUUCAUAUAGAAAACCCAUCAAAGUUUGAUGAAGAAUGAACAAAUCCCAGGUCCGUCAGAAAGGUGAUGAAAGUUUUUGUUCCAAAAACAAACAUUCGAUUAAACUCUGCACAAGUAUGGUUUGUUUAUUUGCCCGUUUAUCCUUGUUAUACAAACUAUGUUGAAAUUGGUUUUACAAUUAAGUACUGAACGAAUUAGGUAAUCAAUGCAUUUAAUAUCAGGGGUUCUACCAGUACGGUAUUAGAGCUAAGCAUAUCAUUCGUAAUGAUUUAAUCCACCACGUGUAUACCAAAAGUCUGCAAAUCAAAAAGUUAUGUUGAACCUCAUGUACAUUCCAAAACUGUACUAAACGUUUCUUCAAGCUACAAUGGAAAGAAAGCAGAACAAGUUGGACAAGAAUCGAUCCAGAUUUCCCAAAAAAUGGUUUGUAAGUCUUGAAAAACACAUUAUUUAACACAGCUGACUGACUAGAGUAGAAUUAAAUUCUUGUUUAGAAAUUAAAACUGAUAACAGCAAAUUUGUUUUUUCCUUGGUUUCUCAUCCUAAAAAAAGCAAAGAAAAUUGGAAUUUCGAUUAAAACAGCUAUGAAAGCAAGGUAACGAUAUGUAUCGCGCACAGAACAGUAGCUAACUGCACGAAACUAUUUAAAAAAAAGCAAAAAAUGUACUACGUACAAACUUCAGACCGCAAUGAAAAACAAAACAAAACAUAAAUGUUAAGUUGUCAAAACAAAACAAAAUAAUCGGCUUACAUCGGCUAAAUUGACAAACAAAAUAUUAAGACAUAUACACUAUUAAUGAUUAAAUGUUGUUAGAAUAUCUUACUAUAGUUAAGGAGUUUGAAUUGAUAAUUAGAAGAAAAAAAAACAAGUCAAAUACUAAAUGGAUAACGAUGCUAGAAAAAUAUAUAUCAAUUCAUUCUCAAUUAAAUUCAGCAUUAAGAAUAUCGUAUGAUGACAAUAUUAAUAAGAUAGUUGAUAUUUACAUAUUGAACAACCUAAAGCCAACAAUCGGCAUGUUAUUGAAAUUUAUUGGCAAAUAUUUACCCUUAAACCCCAUUUAAAAAGUAAACAUAAUAUGACCACCAGCGUAAAACCAUUAUCAGCUAACGACGGAAGCAAGUUUCUGUCAAUUGAUGCAAUUGUGUUAAGUUUACCAACAAAUCCGUUCAGCUAAUAGAUGCACAAUUGACUGUCAAGGGUUUACGAGAAAUGUUUUCAAGAUCCUGCUCAACAUCUAAAAACUGUCCCUCAACGAUGCAGAUAAUUCUUCAAUUCAAACAAGACAGUCAAAUCAAAGUAAUAACUAGUUUAAACAUCAAAUACAAUGAUUUACCUCAUAUUAACUAUGAGUGACUUCCAAUUCUUAUGCCCUAAAACCAACAGUAACUGAUGAUGCUAUGUGGCGCAACUUUCCCGACUACAAACUGUAACAACUAAAACCGAUGCUAUAAUUGGUUUUGCCAUUUUUCCUCAUGAACAAAAGUGAUUUAACACGCGAAAUAAUAUCCACCGACAGUAUAACUUUCAAUACACUCAGCUUGGGAUGAUUUGGAACACAAAUGAGCAACACUCAUCAUAAUAAACAACGAAAUUAAAAGCAAGCAAGUUUUCUCAACCGAUGAUAAAUGGAAAUGUUUUAUUAAAUUAACUCAACCAGAUGAAAUAAAGAACAUUAAAAUAAAUAAAAAAUAUUUUCAUUUUCACCAGGUAUAUGUUGCAAGUAUUUUUGAGCUAAUGAUAAUAGGUGUAUGAAAAUGAAAUAAAAACAAACAUAAAGCAUAAAAUACUCUGAUAGUAACCUAUGUAUGUGUAACAGAAUAUGUUAAAAGUAAUCUUGGGUAUUUGAAAGAAACAAACCAUAUACUAAUGAGAUUUACCAGUAAUGUUUGCGCGGCAUAGUAAAUUACAACUCAAUCAGUGAAUGCAACUUACAGUAAAUAAAUAUGCGAGUUGAAACAA
Culex quinquefasciatus (southern house mosquito) is the source of this 5975-nucleotide messenger RNA. It is a transcript of the gene Syn, whose product is annotated as synapsin. Gene Ontology annotation, biological process: neurotransmitter secretion. The transcript is spliced from 11 exons. Gene Ontology annotation, cellular component: synaptic vesicle membrane; synaptic vesicle. Bases 706 to 2358 code for a protein of 550 amino acids. NCBI's taxonomy places the organism in Eukaryota, Metazoa, Arthropoda, Insecta, Diptera, Culicidae. The record is from RefSeq and is a predicted model, not a curated record. Gene Ontology annotation, molecular function: ATP binding.